AGGUAAAUAAGGGGAAAUAUAACAUGGCUGCCUUCGAUAACAGCCUAAGCUGGAUUUCAUAAUUUAUUCUCACUUUUCGUGACUAAUUCUUCAUUUAAUUGGUUAAAACAAUAAGAAAAAGACUGGUAAGAUAUGUAUUAAUAUAGUUAUGUAAAAAUAUUUAUUUUUUACUAUAAAAAAAUACAUUAGUUUAGAAUCUAAAAUUCAGAAAUUGAGUCAUUCUUGUCUCAUUGUGAUUGUCAUUGACUCAUUACACAUUGAACUCAUUCAUCAUUCAAACUCAUACUCAUACUCAUUAAAUUUGUGGUUAUUUUACUGAAUUAAUGCGAGAGAUCUUAUUCAGAUUGAAAUGAGAUAAGUUGGUCUACCGCUUUGUCUGCUAGAAUUGUCUUAAAAACUAACCUUGUCUUGAAACUCUUGAAAUAUUGUUAACUUUAAACUUUAAACUUAAUAAUACUUUCACUGUUCACAUUACUAUUCUAAUAGUUAUUACUUCUUGUACUUGUAUAAAAAAUAAAUAGGCCUAUAGACUAUAGUUUUAAUCAUAAAUUAUGCUUUACUUUAUUAGACUUUAGAGAGUUUACUACUAACUUAAUGAAAUGUUCAUGACAUUAAUCAUUAAUAAAUUAAUAUUUAACCAUAUAAUUAUUAAGUUGUUUUUUUUUAAAAUUAUUAAUAGAAUUAGCCUGUGCUUUAAACAGUCUGAGACAGACCCACUGACAAAACACUUCAACAACAUUAGACUCAUUAAAGUAAUUUAGUAUCAGGGCCCCCUUCCAAGUCCAAAGCCUCUAAAUUCUAAGUUUGUAUGUCUAAAUCUAGUGUUUUUAUAUGUAUAAUGUAUUAUUAACUAUUAUACAAUGUCAAUUAGUUUUCCAAACAAAACUUUUAGAAGCAUGAUUGAGAAUUACAUAUUAAUAACUUGCCAUAACUUAGGCUAAUUCAUGGAUUCACUUUCACCUUGCCUUAUAGUAUUAUGUUUUUACUUAGCCUCAGACUCAUACUCAUACACUACAUUUUUAUCUGUUUGUUGUAGUAGUAGAAGUACUAGCUUGCCCCAAGAAAAAGGGCUUGCAGGCAGAGUGUCACAUACUGUCAUCAGUUUUAACAAGUUUAAUCUGUUGUUUUACAAUAACUCAUUAAUAAACAGUACCGGUACAAAAUGAAGGGACGAUACCAUUGAUUAAAUGUCAUAAAGAAAGAACAAAUUAACAAUAAUCUAUUUAUUUAUACUAUUACUAUUAGAUUUUAUAUCAAAUUACAAAAUCCAUAUAUAUAGAAAUUUUUUUUUUACAGAACUUGAAUAUGUAUAUUAAAUGGAAAUGUAAAAAUAUUAAUCCUUACAAUACAAUACAAAACAUGUAAGUCUUGUAAGUCUCUUGAAUGUCUACCGGUCACAGUAGAUCGUCUUAUUUAUAGUUAGUGAAUAAAAACUUUCCAAAAUAGAAAGUCCAGAAACUCAACCUUCAGAGAGUAGAUUCUACCUCCAUGUCCAUGUAGAACCCUCUGGAAAUCGUGUAAACAAACUUCCUGGAUCAACGGAGGUGGGUAAUGAGUGGCAGGAAGCUGCACCUAGUUAAUGGGUGAAGACAUAGAAAUAACAACAAGAGAGACAACUCUACAAUGCAAACCCCAUGCUGAAUCAAAAUUGAGGUCAUCAAAGUCCACAGGCUGGAUCGAGUCACAAUUCAGCAGUUUUUUAAAAAAAAAUUAAUAAUUGGGCAAAUACCAAUAGCAAAAUUUUAGUUAAACACCAGUAAAAAAAAAUCAGUGAGGCAGAAAGUGAACUCCAAAAUGAUCAAAUGUAAUGAAUAGUAAUGUAUUCUAAUGGGGCAGUUCUUUCAAUUUUAUGCUCAAAAUGAUAAUGGACAUGUUUUUGAAGAAGAGUUCCCUCUCUUAUAAUGACUAUGAUAGUUAUCACCUGCCUAUUCCACCUGCCUAACUAUUUGUAAAACUAAUUAAAAUCAUUUUCUUUCUAUACUGCAUAAUAUAAAGAUACCAGUACAUGUAUUUUAAUUAUGUGCCAUUUCUAAAACAACACUCAAUUGCCAAAAGAAGUAACCAAAACUGGUUUAAUUCAGAAUGUUAGCAGUUAUGUUAUUUUUCUAAUUUGUUAAUCCUUUUCAGAAAUGUCUGUAGAACUGGGGAUGCGGGUUGUCCGUGGUCCUGACUGGAAAUGGGGAAACCAGGAUAAUGGAGAGGGCUACGUGGGGACAGUUGUGGAAAUUGGAAGACCCGGUAGUCAGACGUCACCCGACAAGACGGUUGUUGUGCAGUGGGAUUCCGGGGCACGGACAAAUUACAGAGUGGGAUACCAGGGAGCUUAUGACCUGCGUGUUUAUGACAACGCCCCUUGUGGUGAGUUUGGUUUAUUGCUGGUGUGGUUGAGGAUUGCUGAAUAAAAUACAGUUGUGUCAGGAUACUUGAGCUGUUUAGUUUCUUAUUGCUUUGGUGCCUAGGUUUCUUAUGAGCAAACAAGAGUACUGAGCCAAGUGCAUAAGUUAGCUACAUUCCAGAGAGAUUUGCCUUUCCCAUCAACUGCUAUUUAAUUUUAGCUCGUCGUCAAUAGUUUCACCAUACAUUAAUUUCAUUUAACUUUUGUGAGAUCCUCGCACUGUGAAUUAUGACACCAAUCAUACAGCUUGGCACAACUAGCCUGGGGUUUGUAUUGCAGUCCACAUGCUGUUAUUCCAAGCUGUAAUAAAUUACAGUGUGUUAUUAUAAUAUAUUUAUACAAAGUAAACAAAUGUAACUUACUUCCAUGCAGCCUAAAUAUUGGCAGUGACGCCUGUUUGUAUUGUAUCGGUUUAAGAAAUGAAGUUGGUCAAUUUUUUAUGCACAUGCUCCUCAGUUGUCACAUAUCUUCUUUCUUUUAUGAACCAUUUCAUUAAAACUAUUGAGAUUUUUAUAAAAGGCAAGAUUUAAAUCCUUGAAUAAAAAAGAUCCAUUUGUCAGCCUAUCCUGUAUUUUCUGUUUACAGACAUGAUUGUUGGAUUUUUUCAUCUUUGCUUCUUCUGACUUCAGGUGUCAAGCAUACUAAUAUAAUCUGUGAUACUUGCCGCAUACAAGGCAUCCAGGGCAUGAGGUGGAAGUGCACCAAGUGCCACGACUUUGACCUGUGCAUGCUCUGUUACAUGAGUGAGAAACACGACACAUCCCACGCGUUCCUGAGGUUUGACACGGCAACAUCUAAAGGGUGAGACAACUCAGGCUGGACCCAUGACAUUAACCCAUGUGUGCUCACCCGAUGAUUUAGUUAUUUUAAGGGGUAUUGGUUGCCAGGUAGUUUCAGUGUUUCUUUCAGGCGCCCUCACCCCAACCCCACAAAUCCCCCGCUUCCCAAAAUCGAUUAAAAUUACCGCCCAAUCAGAUAAAAUUCUAUUCUUUUAACUUAGUAAUAUAAAAAAUUUGCUUAGAUUGAUCCCCUGCCUAACUUUCCCCUCCACCCCAAGGAGUGACACCCUGAAUCAAAUUUCUAUAGCAGAAACGCUGCAUGAUUAUGAAAUAGAGAAAUAGUGGUUUGAAGUAAUUUUUAAAGUAAUGUCUAGGGAAACUUUGUAUCUAAAAAUUACAAUAUGUCAAUUAACUUAUGAGUCUGAUUUUGUUCAUUUAGUGGUCUAGUUUCACAUUCAAAUGUUCAAGUUUGCUUAUGAACUGAUAGUCCACAGCUUUGUCUCAAGUCCGCUGUAAUACUUUGGUGCAUUUGAGAAAGAAGAAUGGAAAGAAUGAUUAUGUGACUAGUUGAUUUAACAAAAUCUUGAAGUCAGGGUGAUGAAGCUGGUGGCAUAUUGUGAAAUAAAUUCUGUAUCUUUUUACCAACGUCCAACAUAGACACAGACCUGCUUACUCUUAAGAUUCUGGCAUAGAAUGUACAAUUUUGAGAUGUCUUUUAUGGUUGUAUGAGGGGACCUGUCGGAACAAUGAUUUUAAGAGAUUGGGUUGAAAAAAUAUAUUCCAAAAUGCAUUUUCGGUUGUUAGUUUUAGCUCCUUUCUACAUCGGGCAAUGAAUGGACAAGAAAUACGAUUGGCUGGGGACCAUCCAUAAUUCUAUAACGUACACAUCAAGAGGGGAAGUGGGGCAUGGUGUAGGAGCGUUUGGCUGUGCAUAUGAGGGGGUGGAGGAAGGCUAAGCUUUAAACCUCCUUCCCCCCCCCCCCCCCCCCCCACUUUGACCUGGGUGGCUUGGCUCCCCCACCCCUAGCUUUUUCUAUCAAAAUGGCAAUGUUGGCCACCUUUUUAUUCACAAUAAAUAUAUAAACAUCAUUAAUCAACUUUAGGGAAUGGCCUUUUAUAGACAUGCAAUGCCAAUGAUUAUUGUAUACGUUAUAAUGUAAGUUUAUUUAUUUACUAUUCUGAAAUGAUAUUGUAAUAUUUUGGGAGUUCCAGGGUAACCAGGUCUAGGGACAAUUUUUUUUUCUUCAGAAAAGAAUUCCCUAAUUUUCAUUUCAGUUAAUCAAUGCAAAUAGUCUCAACUUUAUUUUGCUUGCUAUUGUCUUGAUAUAUUUUUCCUAGCUAAAAUUUCAAUAACUUUUAAAAUAAAAUUCUUAACUUCCAGAGCUAAGGUUCCCAAGCGUUGUAACAGUCUUGGCCAGAAAGUAGUUGCCCUUGGCAUUUAUUCUGGUGCUAAAGUCAGUAGGGGCCCUGACUGGGACUGGGGGAAUCAAGAUGGUGAGUAACACCACAUCACUGUACGUUUUUACCUCAUGUAAGUCAUAGUGCCAUACAAAUACAAUCGGGUAUAUAUAUAGAUAUAUAUUGUGUAAUUUACCAUUAAGCACCAAAAAAAAAAGUCGCUUUUAAUUUCAACUGUUUCAUUCGCUUUUCAAACUGGAUUGGCUACUUUUUUAAUCAUAUCUCAGCCAAAGAACUUUCAGAGAGUAAUUUAGUAAAAACCAUACAUUUUGUUGAAAAUGAACAGCGCUCAUCACAAUGUGACUGUCUUGUAUUCAUAGGAGGUGAAGGGAAAGUGGGGAAGGUCACAGACAUACGAGGCUGGGACUCUGAGUCUGGUCGAAGUGUCGCCCACGUGACAUGGUCCUCUGGUUCCACCAAUGUGUAUCGUAUGGGACACAAAGGAAAGGUCGACCUCAAGUUUAUACACGCAACAUCUGGGGGGACCUACUUUCGGGACCAUUUACCUGUCUUAGGUAAGUCAUUACCCACUUAAGGUGGUUCACAAAGGAUGGAUUAUUGACAUUCAUGUAACAGCCGCUGACCUUUACUUUAAGGCAGCAUUGGUCUAGGGAGAGUCUCACCACAGCCUGUAGGCCUGGGACAUGGGGACAGUAGUUAUUGGUCUAGGGAGAGUCUCACCACAGCCUGUAGGCCUGGGACAUGGUGACAGUAGUUAUUGGUCUAGGGAGAGUCUCACCACAGCCUGUAGGCCUGGGACAUGGUGACAGUAGUUAUUGGUCUAGGGAGAGUCUCACCACAGCCUGUAGGCCUGGGACAUGGUGACAGUAGUUAUUGGUCUAGGGAGAGUCUCACCACAGCCUGUAGGCCUGGGACAUGGUGACAGUAGUUAUUGGUCUAGGGAGAGUCUCACCACAGCCUGUAGGCCUGGGACAUGGUGACAGUAGUUAUUGGUCUAGGGAGAGUCUCACCACAGCCUGUAGGCCUGGGACAUGGUGACAGUAGUUAUUGGUCUAGGGAGAGUCUCACCACAGCCUGUAGGCCUGGGACAUGGUGACAGUAGUUAUUGGUCUAGGGAGAGUCUCACAACAGCCUGUUGGUCUGGGACAUGGUGACAGUAGUUUAUAUCAAGGCCACCUGCAGGGUCUUGUUGUUAACUGUAUCAUCUUAUUGUUACCUGUAUAUUCUGCUUGACAGGGGAAUUUGUUGAAUUGGAGGGCCCCAUCACACCUAGUCAGUUCAAAGUGGGAGACAAAGUGCGCUGUGACCUGGAAGUGGAAAUACUCAAACAGAUGCAGGAAGGUCAUGGUGGCUGGAAUCCUCGAAUGGCCGAGGUAAGUUUCAGCUUUGAAACUUUCUUUAAAAAAGAUGUUGAUGACGUUUUUGUUACAGCAGGAUUGAACAAGAUAGAUGUUUAAACUUGAGGGAUUUGAGCAUGGGGUCCAGCGGGUUCGAUUUGAGAGACCUGCCAGUCAUGUGGAGUGAUGACAAGGAAAGAGCUUUUGGUGGUGAAAAUAGCACACAUGGAUCACAAUCUUUUUAAGCAAACACUUUUGAAACCAUUGAGGAGCCUGCACACUUUUCAAUAUGGCAAUGAGUUGUGCAAAUAGGGAGAUGGGGAUGUUUCAUUGGGCAUGGCUUGGUAGACAGCACUAGAUUCAUAAGUUGCAGCAAACUUGUUUUUCUUGAUGUAGAUGGGUAUAAUUUGAAAUAGGUAAAUUGAGGAUCAACUAUACUCCAUUUGAUUGAAAACACUGCCAAAUCAGCUCCAAGACAGAGCAGAUCUUACAAAAUAUCAGCUUUGUAUCACUACCUUAACAAUAUAUUAUAUCAUGAGUUCAAUGUGAUGACUAAACCAAACUAAUUUUUUACAAAUGAAACAUAUAAUUAUUUAGUUAAUUGAAAGUGGGGGGAAAAAAAUCUUUAUGGCAUGGAUCAGAUAUAGUGUUACGACAUGGAUCAUAUAUAGUGUUAGAACAUGGAUCAUAUAUAGUGUUAGAACAUGCAUCAGAUAUAAUGUUAGGACAUGGAUCAUACAUAGUGUUAGAACAUGCAUCAGAUAUAAUGUUAUGACAUGGAUCAUAUAUAAUGUUAGGACAUGUAUCAUAUAUAAUGUUAGGACAUGCAUCAGAUAUAAUGUUAGGACAUGGAUCAUAUAUAAUGUUAGGACAUGGAUCAGAUAUUGUGUUAGGACAUAGAUCAGAUAUAGUGCUAGAACAUGUAUCAGAUAUAGUGUUAGGACAUAGAUCAGAUAUAAUGUUAGGACAUAGAUCAGAGAUUGUGUUAGGACAUAGAUCAGAUAUAAUGUUAGGACAUAGAUCAGAUAUAAUGUUAGAACAUGUAUCAGAUAUAAUGUUUGGACAUAGAUCAGAUAUAAUGUUAGAACAUGUAUCAGAUAUAAGGUUAGAACAUGUAUCAGAUAUAAUGUUAGGACAUAGAUCAAAUAUAGUGUUUAUUUCCCCCCAGUAUAUCAACAAAGUUGGGGCAGUACAUCGUAUCACAGACCGAGGGGAUGUCAGGGUGCAGUAUGAAGGUUGUGUUAACAGAUGGACCUUUCACACAGAUGCGCUGACCAAGGUAUUGCAUUGAUAGCUAACAUUUUAAAGAACUUUUGUCAUCAUAACAUGUUGGUUUAUUUUAUAAAUGCUCUUAAAAUAUUAAUAUAAUAUACAUGUUGAAUAAUAAAAUCAUUUCUUAAAAGAAAAGAGUUAACAGUGAAUAAUAAACAAAUUCCUGGAAUGAAUUUGUCUUGAGCUAUAACUUUAAUUGACCUUUGAAACCUUUUAAUUUCAUUUUCUAUAAAUGCAACUAAUGUAGGCCUACAUCUGAAGUAAGUUUAUGGGCCUUUAGAAAAGGUAACUUCUCUUGACCAGAACAUAAUUUAAAUAAUUUAAAAGUAUUUUUAGAGUCUCUGUUAGACUAUAACUAAACAUUACUUUAGGUUCACAUGUUCCACACGGAUGACUUUGUCAAAAUCUCUGAGAACCUGCUUCUGGUGAAAGAGUGGCAAGCAGGACAUGGGGAAUGGACAGACGUCAUGAAAAAUGUAAGUGGACCUUCGGGGUCAGUAGACCUUUUUUUUUAUAGUAAAGAAUAUUUAACUCUGUGCAGUGCGGUGUUGAUUUUUUUUUUUUUUUGUUUUUUUUAGGUCAUCUGGCAUAAUAUGAUACCAUAAAAAGAGUAGUUAAUCAAUACCCAUCAUGUUAGUUAUAGAAUUGUUCAGCAAUGAAUGGGGAUUCAUAUUUUAUAAAAAGUUCUUGAAAAUGGUUGUAUUUGUUUCAAUGAAGAAUUCUUUACACAAACAACCUAUUGUGAGAAGGGGAAAAAAAAACCAAUAGAAGAAAUAGUUCAAAUUUAUUGGUAUAUUCUGCGAUAUAAUAUACAAAAUUUAAAAAAAAAAAAGAAUUUUACAAAUACAACCAUUAGAUAUUUAUCUUUUAAACUUUAAAUUUCAUAAAUUAAAUCAUUUUCUUACAAUAAUAAUUUUAAAAAAAUAAAAAAUAAUCAUUAUAAAAAAUAAAAAAAAAAGAAUUCUUUACACAAACAACCUAUUGUGAGAAGGGGAAAAAAAAACCAAUAGAAGAAAUAGUUCAAAUUUAUUGGUAUAUUCUGCGAUAUAAUAUACAAAAUUUAAAAAAAAAAAAAGAAUUUUACAAAUACAACCAUUCGAUAUUUAUCUUUUGAACUUUAAAUUUCAUAAAUUAAAUCAUUUUCUUACGAUAAUAAUUUUAACAAAAUAAAAAAUAAGCAUUUUAAAAAAUAAAAAAAAAUAAUUUAAACAAAAAAAUUUAGUUAGCUCCAACCCCUUCCCAGUAAAACCAUUAAAUUUCUCUCCAGUGAGAACAGAACAUACAGAGGUUAUGGACAAAUAGUUAGAACAUACAGAGGUCAUGGACAAAUAGUUAGAACAUACAGAGGUCAUGGACAAAUGACCACUGUUUGAAGCAUUUCUGCUUGGGCUUAAGUUUUUCAAGGAUAAUAGAUGUAUUUUGGGAAUUCCCAAAUGGAGAUAAAUUUGAUGAAACUCUAAGAGAUCUCAUUCAAGGGGCUUGGGCUCAUUGUUCCCCCUGUACUGAAUUGUAACUUCAAAGCCAAAGGGUUGAGAUUCCCUGUUGGAUGACGAUGUUAAUUCUCAGUUUGCUUAUUUAUUACAGACCCUAGGAAAAACUGGCAUUGUGAAGAAAGUCUACGCCGAUGGAGAUCUGCGGGUAUCCGUUGCCAAUCAGGAGUGGACAUUCAACCCAUUGUGUUGCACACUUGUGCCUCACGGGGCCGAAGACAUGAACAACACACUUGGUUCAUCACAUGACCAGAGGACGGCUAUGCGUAAGUUGUGAAAAGAUCAUAGGCCUGCCAAAUGUAACAUGGUUUUUUCUCUCAUUUAGCUGUCACAAGGUCAAAGAACAGCCAUUCAUUUAUCUCUGUCACAAGGUCAAAGAACAGCCAUUCAUUUAGCUCUGACACAAGGUCAAAGUACAGCCAUUCAUUUAGCUCUGUCACAAGUUCAAAAAUCAGCCAUUCAUUUAGCUCUGUCACAAGGUCAAAGAACAGCCAUCAAUUUAGCUCUGUCACAAGGUCUUAUGGUUAGCUCUUGUUUUCUAUCAUUGUUUUUGUUUCUGCCCGUGUAAAUAAACUUACCUUUAUUCCAGCGGCCUUCACAUCCAUCCUGGAGCAAUUGGCAGAGCUGCGCUCAUCUCAUGGUCAGGAGACAGGUCCAGACAGGCUGGUCAGAGAGGCAGCCCAAGGUCACGUAGAGGUUGUUAGGGACAUUCUUUCAAAAUAUCCAGACAAGGUCAGUGAAUAGUAGCAUUUCAGAUUGUUUAAAAGAUCAUGAUGAAAGCAAUCGGUGUGGACUGUUGCUAUGGCCACUUAGAAAUAUCUACCUCAGUGCUGUCCAACCCACCUGCCAUCAACUGAUUUUAAAUGGCCCGAGCUUGAGAAAUGUUUAUGAUGUAUGUAAAAUAAAAUAUUUUCAAUCCACAUUCACUGAUUCAGCAUUGUAAGGAAACUAGGAGAGAGCACAGGUUAAAGCAGGUGGUGUGGUACCAUGCUGUUAAAGCAGGUGGUCUAGCCCGGUAUGGGAGGGGAGAGUCCAUCCUGUAGUGUUAUGACAUUGUGGACAAGGAUCUGCCAUUCAGAGACCUGGAGACAUUUAAAGAGUAUAAAUCAGAAGACUUUUGGUUUUUGUGUGGUUAGUGCAAUUCACCCAGGUGGCAAUUGUGACAGACAGUAGGAACAAUUCUUCAAAGUCUUUUUUUUUUUAUAUAAGCAACAGACCUGCCAACCCUUCCGAUUUUGUCGGAAUUAUAUAGAUUUUUUACCCCUUAUUCCGACCUUCCGACAAACCCCUUAAAAUUUGGAUUUUCUGAACAUUCUAAUUUUUCACCUGUCAUAAAAAUCCAAAAGCGACAACAAAAAAAAGAAAGAAAGAAAAAAAUCUGGUAGCACAGGAAGUGGUGCAUUUCGAUGAUGCCACUUUCUUUGUCUACAUGUCCGGCGACCAGACGAAUAAGUUCUCAGCCUUUUCACGUGACUGCUAAUAGUGGAUCAGAGUUUACAGUACUUCAUUUAAACAAAUUCAAGAUAGUCUGGACAUUUACAUGAAAAAGAAACAUGUUCAAUUCUACAUGAGAAAUUCUAGAACCAUUGCUGGUAUAUAUAAUGAACACAUGGUUGAAAAGUGACAAUGUUAAAUAAAGCGUGACAUGCCCGCCGGAUGAAUAUCUCCAGUCGCCGGACUGCCUUGUUUUUAUCGAAGGGAACUGGGAUCUCCAAAUUAUUCUUCAAUCAUCAAUUGAUCCGAUCGGGAUUCAUCCUUUUACGAGGCUAAAAAAAUAAUCCGGCUGUGUUGUGACCUUUUUUUUUUUUUGUUAAAGAUUUUCUUAAUUAAAUGGAUAAAUCUUUUGAAAGUGGUGGAUACAAUGAUAUUAAUAAACAUAUUUUAACACAAAAACAUACAACGGCAGCUAAAAGCAGUGAAUAGGGAUCUCCAAAUUAUUCUUCAAUCAUCAAUUGAUCCGAUCGGGAUUCAUCCUUUUACGAGGCUAAAAAAAUAAUCCGGCUGUGUUGUGACCUUUUUUUUUUUUUUGUUAAAGAUUUUCUUAAUUAAAUGGAUAAAUCUAUUGAAAGUGGUGGAUACAAUGAUAUUAAUAAACAUAUUUUAACACAAAAACAUACAACUGCAGCUAAAAGCAGUGAAUCUACGACAUCCAAGUCUAAUUUCUUUGCUAAGGAUCGGACGAUUCAGUUAUCAGAUCAGAAGUUUUAUUUACCAUCUUUCUUAUAGAAGGGAAUAUUUCUCUAGCCAACUCCAAUCAUUUUAACGCCACAGUCAACGAAGUGUUUCCAGACUUGCAGAUUGAUAGAAAGUAUGUUUGUGGUCGCACUAAAACAACGGGGAUUGUCCACACCCUUGCUCGAGAGUCAACGCAAGCCUGAAAGUUGAUAAUCUUUCUAACUUGCUUGUAACUAAAAUCAAUUGCCAUGCUAACCUUCAGUUGUCCAAAGAGCUGUUGGACAAGUGCAAAAAGGCCACUAGAAAUAUGCUAAAGAACUGAACUCUUAUGUACAUAUCUAAAUAAAAUGGAUCCUCUGUUGUGUAUAUAUCUGUAUGUAAACAUUUCCAGUAAAGUUUUUUCUCAUGUUCUGUGGACUCUUCAGACAAUGGAGGUAACUUUAUAUUUCUUUAUUUACUUAAAAAAAAGGCUUGUGGCACUCGUGUAUUGGUAUGUAGAUCUUAAACCAGCCCCCCCCCCCUCUCCCCCCGUCACCCCCCUACAGAUUGUUUUUCUUGGCAGGUCUGAAGCAAACAUAAGAAGGAAUCCUUGAUGAUGUAUGUUUCUUCAUAUGAAUUUCCACAACUUUAGAAAUAAUGUAACAAAAUUUAACCAUGUUUUUAGAAGCACCUACGUCAGUGAAGCUGGAUUCUCUGUAAUGACUUAUAAAACACGUAACGCUUUGAAUGGUGAACAUUUCUGAAAUCUAAUGAGGAGCAGUUGCUGCUGAAAAAUAUUACGUUUAGAAAAUUGCAAGGACCAUUCAAAGCAAAAUAUAUCAUGAAAGAAGCGCUAUAGUUUUUAUUGGCGUUAUUUAUAUUAUUGAUGAUCUGAGACGGAAGGAUCCCGAUAGAUCUGAUAAUGAUAUUGGAUUUAUGAUUUUUUUAUGUUAUAGUAUUUAUGAUUCUUUAUGCAUAUGGUAAGAAGAAGAAUUUUUUAAAAGUAUUUUUGUUUAAAUUAAAAAAAUUUCUUUUUAGACGGGAAAAUAUUGUUUGGCCCAAGGAGUCAAAAAGGUUGGACGGCUCUGAUCUCUAUAAAGAUAUAAAUUGAAAUCAUUUAUUAGCAGAAAAAAAUCUAUAAAUAAAAAUGUUAUUUAAAAAAGGUAAACAAAGACUUUCACCUGCAUCUAAAGUGAGUUUAAACUUAUUCAGAUUUUGAAAAAUGCUUUGAAGGAAACUGACUUAAAUGAUUUUGGUUCAUAUGUUAUAAAACCAUACGAUUUUGGUUCAUGCAAAAGUGAAGGUGUGACUCAAUUCUAAAUCUGGUUGAGGUUGUAAACACGGAAACACCAGGUGCAUUCUAAGGACUUUGUUGUCAAGUUAGCGUCCACUAAACCUCUAGUUUGUUGUACCAUCAGGUUGAUCAACAAAGUUCGGGUAAAACUGCCCUGCAGGUUGCCAGUCACCAGGGCCACAGGGACAUUGUCCAAACCCUGUUGAACGCCAGAGCCAGCCUGGAGGCCAAAGACGAGGAUGGGGACACGGCCCUGCAUUAUUCAGCUUUUGGGUAGGUCCAUCUUAUCAUGCUGGUCUGCUUUUAGGACAAGGUUCCUCAGUGGAUUGAAACACUAUAAAUGAAAGUGUUUGGGGGACAGUGGUCACAUCUGCCAUUUAUGGAUCUGAGGAGGGCAUCCCAUUCAUUACUAUAAAACUAUACACAAUGACAAAGGAAGCGUUCCAAGUGAGCUGUUUGAGAUCCUCUCAUGUCUCACAAGGGGCAAGGGCAACCCUCGGUAUCUAGUCACCUGGAGGGGGAAUGGUCAAGUUACCUUCUAAGAGAUUCAUACAGCCCACUACCCAGCACACCCUUCAAAGCCAAAAGUUCAGUGGGCGGGUCAAAACAUUCAAUUAUUGGUUUUCUAGAUACCAAAACAGAACAAUUAACAAUGGGGGGGGGGGGGGGGUUUGUUGUUUGCAAAUUUAAUGGUUUUGUUUUUUUUGGUUUUGUUUUUUUAGCCAGAUUUUACCUCCUUUCCAAGAAGAGCUUCCAUACAGGACUGCCAACCCACACAAUCCUGCAAGUUUACCAUUCAAUCCUGCAAUUUUCCCAUUUAUUCCUGCAAUUUUCCCACUUAGUCCUGUUCUUUGCCCAUUCAAUCCUUCAAUUUUCCCCACUCAAUUCUGUUAUUUCCCCAUUCAAUUCUAUCUUGUCCUCAUGUAGCAACCAGCCAGAAGUCAUGCGUCAGCUGCUGGAGAAGAAAGCUGAUGUUGACUCACUGAACAACGGUGGCUGUAGCACCCUCCAUGUAGCAGUCAACAAACAGCACCAGGAGUGUGUCAGAGUCUUACUUAACUGGGGAUGCAAUGUCAACAUUCAGGUACAAUUUACUGGGGCUGCAAUGUCAAUAUUCAGGUACAAUUUACUGGGGCUGUAAUGUCAACAUUCAUGUACAAUUUACUGGAGUUGCAACGUCAACGUUCAGGUACAAGUAAGCAGGGCUGUAAUGUCAACAUACAGGUAAUCAAAGGUGUUAUAUUUAAGACAAUGCAACUCAAAUUAUAGUUUCUUACAGUAAUCUCUCCUUCACUAACACCUAAGUUUACCAGUGACACCAAUUAAAAUAAUGGUUUAAAACUCUCGUGAUAAUAGUUAAUGACUGGUUAAACUUUGCUGAAAAUUCCCCCAUCAUUUCAGGAUGCCUAUGGGGACACAGCAUUGCAUGACGCCAUUGGUAAAGAGAACCAUGUCAUCAUUGAAAUGUUGGUCAACUAUGACAAGAUUGACUUCACGCUGAGAAACAAGAGGGGUUUUAAUGUGUUACAUCAUGCGGCACUUAAGGGAAAUGUCUUGUGAGUUGUUGGCAGGGAAGUGGUUUUUGUGUGUUGGCAGGGAAGUUUUUUUUGUAUGCUUGACGGGGAAAUUUUUUGUGUGCUAUUGGCAGGGAAUUUUUUUGUAUUCUUGAUAGGGACAUUUUUUGUGUGCUAUUGGCAGGGAAUUUUUUGUAUGCUAUUGGCAGGGAAAUGUUUUGUAAGUUUGUCAUCACUGCAUCAGGGAAAUAUGCUUAAGUCAUUGUUGUGUCCUGAUAGGACUUUUCAUCUGGACUCAGCGCCAGGUCUUAGAUGUUGAAAUGAUAUUUGCUUUUUCUUAUUGUUUUGUUUUGUUGUGUACAUAUUUACUUAAAUUAAUGUAAAAUGUUUUUGUUUCUGAAGUAUUUGCUAACAUAAAUAAUAAUUUAUUUUUUUUGUAUAACAUAGUGCAACAGAAAAAAUUCUCCAAAAAUGUGGCCAAAUUGUAGACUUAAAGAAAGAUGAUGGCUUCUCCUCACUGCACCUGGCCGCCCUGAAUGGUCACAAAGAUGUUGCCGCUACAUUGCUGCAGGUACACAAGCUAGGACCAGACUCAUCCAAAACUAGUCUGUAGUUCAUGGGCUUAGGCCUUUUCAAUCAGUUUUUAUUCUCUUAUAUUUCUGGUUUGCAGAAUGCUACAGAGAUGAAAUUGAACACGUAGCCCGCUUUCAAGGGACCUGUUAAACAGUAUAUUAUGUUGUCAAAUUUUCAAAAAAAUUGUUAGGAUGUCAAUGUAUUAAGACAUCACUUCCAUUUAACAAUAAUGCAGCCAUGUUUAGAAAAUAACCAUUUUGUGGUCUACAUCUCACAGUACGGGGCCGAAAUUGAAAUUCGAAACAACCGCCAGCAGACCCCUCUCCUCCUGGCUGUAUCCCAAGGCCACACGUCCAUCAUUGAGCUGCUAGUCGGCAAAGGAGGUAAUGUCAAUGUAAUGGACGAGGACGGGGACACCUGCCUGCACCUGGCUCUCAUGAGGCAGACAGUAGCCACAGAGAAGGACCACUCACCCAUGCUGGAUGCUGUAAGUAACAGAUUGUUGGAAAUAAUUGCUCAGGUCAAUGUCGAUCAGAAUAUGAAAUGGACAAAUAGUGGGGUGGCAUUGACUUGGCAGAAUGAUGAGGCAAAUAGUAGGGUGGCAUUGACUUGGCAGAAUGAUGAGGCAAAUAGUGGGGUGGCUUUGACUUGGCAGAAUGAUGAGGCAAAUAGUGGGGUGGCAUUGACUUGGCAGAAUGAUGAGGCAAAUAGUGGGGUGGCAUUGACUUGGCAGAAUGAUGAGGCAAAUAGUGGGGUGGCUUUGACUUGGCAGAAUGAUGAGGCAAAUAGUGGGGUGGCAUUGACUUGGCAGAAUGAUGAGCCAAAUAGUGGGGUGGAAUUGACUUGGCAGAAUAAUGAGGCAAAUAGUGGGGUGGAAUUGACUUGGUAGAAUAAUGAGGCAAAUAGUGGGGUGGAAUUGACUUGGCAGAAUAAUGAGGCAAAUAGUGGGGUGGAAUUGACUUGGCAGAAUAAUGAGGAAAAUAGUGGGGAGGCAUUGACUUGGCAGAAUAAUGAGGCAAAUAUUGGGCUGGAAUCAACUUGGCAGAAUAAUUAGGCAAAUAGUGGGGUGGAAUUGACUUGGCAGAAUAAUGAGGCAAAUAUUGGGGUGGCAUGUACUGGGCAGAAUGAUGCGGUAAAUAGCCUGAUCUGAUGCAUAUUAUUAUUAUUAGACUGAACUAAUGGAUAGAGUUUAAUAUUAUCCAUUUUGACUUUUCUUCCCAAGAUACGCAACCAGCUGGGUAUGGGAGAAAAAGAGGACCAGAAUGGUGCUGCCAUUGCUUGUUACCUGGCGCAGCAAGGUGCUAGUCUGGACAAGAAGAAUCACCAGGGGAAGACACCCUUGGAUAUCAUUAAUGAUGUGAAGAUCUCAGAGGUCGUACAGCAAUUUGCCAGUGCAUUGUACGUCAUACAAUUAAUUGUAGAUUUUUGUUGUUCUUCUCAUAGUCAUUGUAGAUACUAUUUUUUGUGUACUACUCGUAACCAUUGUAAAUAUUCCUUGUACAUUUUAUUACCAUUGUAAACAUUUGUCAUGAAAUGACUAACGUAACUACUGGAAAUUUUUUGAACCGUUCCCAGCACCCUGAAACAGCAGAAGAACAAUCAGCAGAAACUGAAGCAGGUCGUGCAGGAAUGCGAGGUCUGUUGCAACGUGACCACCCUGGUGACCUUUCAGCCCUGCGGCCACAAUGUUGCCUGUGAUGAGUGCUGCGUGAAAAUGAAGAAGUGCUUGAAAUGUAAAGAGCUGAUUGAAGGCAGGUUAACACAAGGUGGGUUGGUGGUGAGACAUGAUGAGGGCUGUCAUACACAUGAGCUAUUAUAUCCAGUGGCGUAGCUAGGGUUGGUGUCACCCGGUGCGGUAAACUCAUGGUGCCCCCCCCCCCCCCCCCCCAACCAUUACUAUGUAAUUUUUUAUAUAGCAUCAACCUUGAACUUUUAAUAAAGCACGCAUUUGGAUUGGUUAAAUUUGUGAAAAAUAUAUGUGUGAUCGGUUAUUCUUUUAUGAAUCUCGGUUUUUGCGAGCAAUGUGUGCCCUGUAAAUAUGCAAUUUUUCAAUCGGGUGUCACCCCUAAAAUGGUGUCACCCGGUGCAGGCCGCACCCCCCGCACCUGCCUCGCUAAGCCACUGAUUAUAUCCACAUUCACUUAUAAGCUAUUUGAAAAAAUAAAAAGUUAACAGCCACCCAAUAAAGAAAAAUGUAUUUUAAAAGAUUAAAAUUCACUUCAAGGUAAAAUAAAUAACCUAAUUAUAAAGCUUGUUGUAAAAUAGAUGACCAUAUAUUACCACAAGUGUAAAUAGAUGACCAUAUAUUACCACAAGUGUAAAUAGAUGACCAUAUAUUACCACAAGUGUAAAUAGAUGACCAUAUAUUACCACAAGUGUAAAUAGAUGACCAUAUAUUACCACAAGUGUAAAUAGAUGACCAUAUAUUACCACAAGUGUAAAUAGAUGACCAUAUAUUACCACAAGGUAAAAAAAGGCAGUUUAAAAUUAGGGGUAUGCAUAAUACAUGCCUGUAACACAAUUUUUCAUUGCCAUUAAAUGAUACAUACUUAUACCCUAUAUACCCAAAUACUAUGGCUCACUCAUGGUGACUGGGCGCACAUCUGCACACAACACCAGUAAUAUCAGUAGCCCCCUGUGAUAGGAUAUUGACUUAGUUGAAUCUAAGUGACCAAAAUUCAUUUGAAAAUUAUUAUAUUUGUUUAACCCAUUUGCUACCAUUUGGACCAAAUGCGUCAUACCACCUAGCAGCAUCCAUAGACCGGUUGGUCUUGUGAGGAGCGAUGUUUCCUUGCGAAUUGCAUUGGAAUACUUUAGGAAGUUGGGUGAUUUCAUUUUUUUUUUUAAACAGAGAAUUUAUUGUUUUGGUAUUUUAGUGGGAUUGCUGGUUGAGUGACUAAUUUAAUACAAAUCUACAUUCAAGGAUAAUGCCGGCAAUGAAGAUAAGUCAGAUAUUGACAUGGAUUAUAUAAAAAAUACUGAGAAUAAUAAUCGACUUCGAAGAAUGAUACUGGAUGGCUCUGAUGACAAUGUGAUACACUGAUUGUUGGUCAGACAAUUUGACCAGUGUGACUGAUCAGAUGGAAAGAUUUUGAGAGAUAAAAGGUUGCAUUGAUAGCUCUCCAUUUGUUGGCAGUGAAGCAGAUUAUUUCAGACUGUUUAUCUCGACUAAUGAAAAUGAAAUGGUAUAGCUUUACACCAUGGUGGUGAUGGAAAAAAACAGAUAUGCCAUACAUACAGCUGUCACCAAAUGUUGAGACCCCCCACUUGGCAGAACAUGUUGAUGUUGCCAGUGUUAAACUGAUGUUGACAAGGACAGUGGUCCCUAAAAUCACAGCAAACCUAAAAUUGUUGCGGAAAUUUUAAAAAAUUAGAUUUAUUAAUUUACAUCAAAAAUAAUAUUAAAAAGGAUAGAAAAUUAUACAUUUUUAGAAAAUUAAUUUGUUAAAAUUGCAUAUUUGAUUUUUUCUAUUUAUUUUACAAUCAUUUAAUUUGUAUUCUGAUGCAGAGGGUAAAACAUUAAACCCAUCCGAGUUGGCUGCUAGAAACGAAGAGGCUGUGCUUAAGAAGAAACUGCAGGAGCUGGAGGACACCAUUAUUUGCCCCAUCUGCAUGGAGCGCCACCGCAACCGAGUGUUCCAAUGCGGUCACGCCACUUGUGGCGUCUGUGCAGAGUCGUUGAAGAACUGCCCGAUUUGCAGGAAGCAGAUAAAACAGAAGAUCAACUUGUUUUAA
Messenger RNA from Lymnaea stagnalis (great pond snail), 17962 nucleotides. The record is from the annotation of a GenBank genome assembly. Lineage: Eukaryota; Metazoa; Mollusca; Gastropoda; Lymnaeidae.